This is a messenger RNA of Cuscuta epithymum, 1400 nucleotides long. Lineage: Eukaryota; Viridiplantae; Streptophyta; Magnoliopsida; Solanales; Convolvulaceae. The record is from the annotation of a GenBank genome assembly.
CCCACUUAUAAUUACUCUCCACUUCUCUCUAAUUCACUCCCAAAGACUGAUAAACUACCGCCGGUGACGGAGAAUCAAGAUUUGGAGAAAUGGCCGUCACGCCGGGAUCUAUCUAUGCUGACCACCAUUUCCGGGCACCACCGCCUUCUCCGAUGGCCUCCGGCCGCAAUCCCGACAUCACCCACGACCUCCAGAGCGCUCUCAGAGUCCCCAAACUCGUCCUCCCCGACCGGGUUUUCUCCCGGAAGAAGCUGCUUCAAGAUCCGCCGGAGCUCGACUUCCGGCACCUGGAAUCGAUGGGCCCGGAAACGGCGUUCGAGAUUCUUGACUCUGCGGCGAAAGUUGGGUGCUUUCAGGUUACUAACCAUGGAAUCCCGGGUGAACUGAUCCGGUCAGUUCUUGCCGCCGGUGGCGGCAUUUUCAGCAUUCCGCCGGAGGUGAAGGUGAAGGCGGCACGGUCGCCGGAGAUUCCAUGGGGCUUUGAGGAGGUUCAUGCGGAGGAGGAGGGGGAGAGACAGGGGAGUGAAGAGUUUGUUUGGUGCCAUGAUGAUGCAGACUUUUCCAUGCAAAUGCAGAGAUUUUGGCCUCUCGGAUAUUUGGAUUUCAGAGACAAAAUGGGAAAAUUGUUAGGCGAUGUGGGUGAUAUUUCUGGGAAAAUUAUUGAGCUCUUGGAGAAGAACAUUAACCGAAGGAGACCAUGCCAUGAAGAGAAUAAUCAUGAUGAUGAAGAAGAAGCAGGAAGCUCCAAUAUAUGCUAUGUCCACAAACAAUGGCCUAAUACAGAUCAAAACAGCAGCUAUGAUUAUGAUGUGUUUAGAAUUUUGAUCAGAGGGUGUGAAUUUCCUCAUGCCUUGUCUCUACAUUUUACCAAUGGGUCUUCCACCUUCAAUGUAUACUCCAAGAAAUGUUGGCUCUCUUUCCAGCCCCGGGAAAAUGCUAUAAUUUUUACCGUUGGUGAUAGACUACAGGCAUGGAGUGCUGGAAGGUAUAAUCAUGUAAUAGGAAGAGCAGUCUUUGAAGAACAAAAGGACUGCGGCAUAUCAAUGGCUAUUUUGUAUUCUCCGCCCAAAGUAAAAGUUGAAAAAGAAAUAACAAUUUCUUUUGUCCAACAAAUUGUUAUUGCAAUAUUAUUGAUGUGUAUUUACCAAAUUUUCGUGUUCAUUGUAAAGAAAAUAUGAUAUGUGAAUCUUAACACCUACACAAUCAUUUUUCUUUUAGCUACCAUUUAAUCUCUUUAGAUUUUCUUAUAUUUUUUAUUAUUAUAUUGUACGUGUUUUGUGUUUGUAUUUUUCUAUUUUUAUUUUUCCAGCAUGUAAGGCUUGUAUUGCGUUCAUCAGUUCGGUUGAAAUGAUCAGAGCGAAUAUGAUGAUGUCUUUCUCUUUGUAAAAUGUAAAUCAGAG